Molecule: messenger RNA, 273 nt
Organism: Protopolystoma xenopodis
Lineage: Eukaryota; Metazoa; Platyhelminthes; Monogenea; Polystomatidea; Polystomatidae
Source: the annotation of a GenBank genome assembly
AUGAUUGAUGAUAAUAAUAAUACUGAUUAUGCUCCCGAGACAGAGUUGCCCCAUUUGGCCCAUCAGGACGUGGUGAACAGAAUGAUCUUUCUGACCCAUCCUCACAACGAGCGUUGGAUAACAUAUAUUAUGACAUUUUCGGACUCCACGGUUGCCGAGAGAGAGCCGAGCGAGGAGCGAGAAGACGAGAAACUAAUGCAGUCUUUUCUGGCGCCUCUUUUAACAUUCUUCUUGCCACGUGCUAGGAUGGGCUACUCACUCUUGCAAUGCUGA